This is a messenger RNA of Acinonyx jubatus (cheetah), 7396 nucleotides long. It is a transcript of the gene ABLIM1, whose product is annotated as actin binding LIM protein 1. Gene Ontology annotation, cellular component: actin cytoskeleton; stress fiber. Gene Ontology annotation, biological process: cilium assembly; lamellipodium assembly; cytoskeleton organization. Gene Ontology annotation, molecular function: actin filament binding. The coding region runs from base 291 to 2531 and encodes 746 amino acids. The record is from RefSeq and is a predicted model, not a curated record. Lineage: Eukaryota; Metazoa; Chordata; Mammalia; Carnivora; Felidae. The transcript has 24 exons.
AAGACUGGUCUUUAGAGUUGGUAGGAGACAGAGCAGGGAGAAGGGGGUGAGGAUUCUGUAUGGGAGGAAGGAGCUAGAAUCCUGCAGGAAACUUCUCGUUCUUCCUGAGCUGGCUGCGGCACACCCUCUGGAUGGCACACCCCUCUCUGGAGUCCAGCUCAGCCCACGAACUCCUGGGAGGAACGCCAGGGCGCCAGCCUUUCCUUUGAGGAGUGGAUGUAGUCCUUCCGUGUGCCCAGCCACCUCGCGAAGAAAAGCUGAAAUCUUAGCUCUAAGGUUUGUGCAUGUAAAUGACCUGGGAGCAGACUGAGUUCAUGGAUCCUCAUCAAACGGUCGAAGACAACCAAGUGGCGCACCCUCAGGACCCUCACCACCCAUCGGAGAAGCCUGUCAUUCACUGCCAUAAAUGUGGGGAACCAUGCAAGGGUGAAGUGCUUCGGGUCCAGACCAAACAUUUCCACAUAAAAUGUUUCACCUGCAAAGUGUGCGGCUGUGACCUGGCACAAGGGGGCUUCUUCAUAAAGAACGGCGAGUAUCUCUGCACCCUGGACUACCAGAGGAUGUAUGGGACACGCUGCCAUGGCUGUGGGGAGUUCGUGGAAGGAGAGGUGGUCACUGCCCUGGGCAAGACCUAUCAUCCCAACUGCUUUGCGUGUACUAUCUGCAAGCGCCCGUUUCCACCCGGAGACCGAGUCACGUUCAAUGGGAGAGACUGCCUUUGUCAACUGUGUGCGCAGCCAAUGUCGUCCAGCCCUAAAGAAGCCUCCUGCCCCAGCAAUUGUGCUGGCUGUGGAAGGGACAUCAAGAACGGGCAGGCGCUGCUGGCCCUGGAGAAGCAGUGGCACUUGGGGUGCUUUAAAUGCAAGUCCUGUGGGAAGGUUCUCACCGGGGAGUACAUCAGCAAGGACGGCGCGCCCUACUGUGAAAAGGACUACCAGGGGCUCUUUGGGGUGAAAUGUGAAGCCUGUCACCAGUUUAUCACAGGGAAAGUCCUGGAGGCAGGUGACAAACAUUACCACCCCAGCUGUGCACGAUGCAGCAGGUGCAACCAGAUGUUCACAGAAGGAGAGGAAAUGUAUCUUCAAGGUUCCACCGUUUGGCAUCCCGACUGUAAGCAAUCUACCAAGACGGAGGAAAAGCUGCGGCCGCCAAACAUUCAUCGUUCUUCAUCCGAUUUCUUUUAUCCCAAAAGUCUGGUUCGACGCACAGGACGGUCUCCGUCUCUGCAGCCUACCAGGACUUCCUCUGAAAGCAUUUAUUCUAGACCAGGUUCCAGUAUCCCUGGCUCCCCAGGUCAUACUAUCUAUGCAAAGGUGGACAAUGAAAUCCUGGAUUAUAAGGAUUUAGCAGCCAUUCCCAAGGUCAAGGCAAUAUAUGAUAUUGAGCGUCCAGAUCUUAUUACCUAUGAGCCUUUCUACACUUCGGGCUAUGAGGACAAACAGGAGAGGCAGAGCCUGGGAGAGUCUCCAAGGACUUUAUCUCCGACUCCGUCAGCAGAAGGCUACCAGGAUGCUCGGGACCGGGUGAUCCACCGGUCCACCAGCCAGGGCUCCAUCAACUCCCCCGUCUACAGCCGCCAUAGCUACACUCCAACCACGUCUCGCUCUCCCCAGCAUUUUCACAGACCUGGCAAUGAGCCGUCCAGCGGCCGGAACUCCCCUCUCCCUUCCCGGCCAGACAGCCGCCCUGUCACUCCAACUUACGCUCAGGCCCCUAAACAUUUCCAUGUUCCAGAUCAAGGGAUCAACAUUUACCGAAAACCACCCAUCUACAAACAGCAUGAUGCAGCUGCCUUAGCAGCCCAGAGCAAGUCUUCAGAAGACAUCAUCAAGUUUUCCAAGUUCCCAGCAGCCCAAGCUCCAGAUCCCAGCGAGAUACCAAAGAUUGAGACGGAUCACUGGCCUGGGCCCCCCUCACUUGCCGCCGUAGGAGCCGACAUGAGACGCAGACCUAGUGGCAGAGAGGAAGAUGACGAGGAGCUUCUGAGGCGCCGGCAGCUGCAGGAAGAGCAACUGAUGAAGCUCAACUCAGGCCUGGGGCAGUUGAUACUGAAAGAGGAGAUGGAGAAGGAGAGCCGGGAGAGGUCUUCCCUGUCAGCCAGUCGCUAUGAUUCUCCCAUGAACUCAGCUUCACAUGCUCUAUCAUCUAAAACCUCAUCUCUCCCAGGCUAUGGAAAAAAUGGGCUUCACCGGCCUGUUUCCACAGACUUUGCUCAGUACAACAGCUAUGGGGACGUCAGCGGCGGAGUCCGAGACUACCAGACUCUCCCAGAUGGCCACAUGUCCGGGACAAGAAUGGACCGGGGUGUGUCCAUGCCCAACAUGUUGGAACCAAAGAUAUUUCCAUAUGAAAUGCUGAUGGUGACCAACAGAGGGCGCAACAAAAUCCUAAGAGAUGUGGACAGAACCAGGCUGGAGCGCCACUUAGCCCCAGAAGUGUUUCGGGAAAUCUUUGGAAUGUCCAUACAGGAAUUUGACAAGUUACCUCUUUGGAGACGCAACGACAUGAAGAAGAAAGCGAGACUCUUCUAGGCCUCCCCCACCCCCUGCCCGCCCCCGCCCCGCGUAGACAGCAGGUAGAAAAAGGACUGACGUGGCGGUGACACAUAAGAUGCUGUGUUAAGGCCCAAACUUGAUUGGAGAACUUUCAAGCUACUGUCCCUCAGCAACGACGAAAGGGGAAACCUGGUGAAAACGCCCACGAGCCACACUUCGGACCCACCACCGGCAACACUUGCCAAGAAGCAACAGGAUAGAAAUUUCUGUGUUCCCCACACUCGUGACCUUUUUCCAUCACCUUAUGUACGCAACAGUUCCUAUAACUGUUGUCUCACAAUAGUGCUGACCGUAUGGGUAAGAGCCAGCAAGUGCCCUUAGGACGCCGCAUGGAAAAAAAGCAGCUGUAGUAAUUCUGAGGUAGGAACAUAUUUAUUAUGUAGCACUGUGGCUAAGAAGGAAGAGCCUGAGGGACAUAUCCAUGCGGGCACACCACUUUGCGCACCCCUGUCCUCACUGGCCUCGCGAAGCCCGACCUGCGCCCCCCAGCAGGAUGGAGAUCAGCGUCGGGGCACCGGGCAAGCUCUGCUCUGAGGGGGCUGAAUAGCCGCCAGAGUCAUUUUUAACACGCUCCUUUUUCUCUACUGUUUGCUAGGACCUGGUUGGCAAAUUACUUCGCUAUUAUUUAAAAACAAAAAAAAAAAUUUUUUUAAGAGAAAGAGAGGGAAAUGGAAUGAAAGGAAUAUCUCCCUUCAUUCUUUUCCUGCUUCAGACUGUGUGCUUCAUUCAGCCUCCCCACCACGGACAGCAGCUGUCCCCCGGCCCCACCGCCCAGAAAGGAAAGGGAGAGGUCCUCUCCGAUUGUGUGCUGUUAGAUGACUUUUGCCCAAGGGGGCCGCGGCACUCUUGGCAAAAAGAAAAAAAACAAAAAAACAAAAAAAACAAAGAAAUGUGUCCCGCCCACGCUAGUCCUUCUUCCACCCAGCAUCCUCUGAAUCCGAUCAAGCCCACCGGCGUUUUGGGGGGGGGGGGGGGGGUUGAGGUCUUUUCAGUAGUCGGCUAAGGAAAGGGCACGCUUUUCUCUCUGCAAUCUCUGCAACUCCAGGGUACAUUGCUUCAGACUGAUUUAAUUUGGCCUUUUCAGCUUUCCUUCUUUGCCUAGCUCUGUUGACUUCAUGGUGUGUGUGUGUGUGUGUGUGUGUGUGUGCGUGUGUGUGCGUGUGUGUGCGUACGUGGACGCACCCAGGGUAGAUUGGGGAGUCUGCGUGUACUUUUACAUCUCAUUUCUGCUUGAGCGUUUGUCCGGCCGGGCGGCAGCUUUUCCAAGGAACAUUUGCACACGUGCGCCUGACUCAAAGGGCGAGAGUGAGGCUACACCGCACCCAACAAGGCAUCCUUCGUGGAAGGGUGUUGGUGUCAGAAGCCAGCAUCCUCCAUGAUUGAUGGAGCUCAGGUCAGCAGCACGCUGAGGAGGAAACAGACCUCCGAUCGGGCUGUGUGUGGAGCUCGGAGCAUCGCACCAGAGUUCACCAAUUUGGCAACACGAGAUUUAAAGCGGGGCCUAGGAUUUCACCAAAACGCGCGUGUAAGACCGCAUCACGGUUCCCGGCAGCUUCCGGCCGUGGCUCAAAUGACCUGUGAGUCGGAUGAGGGAGGGUCUCUCCAGCUCCACACACGGGAGGCUUUCACAUGUAUUCGUGUGCACUGGGGGCUCUGCCUAGGAAUUGAAACUCUGUUUUAAAGCCAAAGGAGAAAUCGUGCGAUUUCUCUUCCUAUGCCUCUGAUAAUAAAGGCUCAGAAGUUCUUCCUGCUGGCACCAAGUAUUUGAACUAGUUGCUAACUGACUCCAGUGGUAAAAAGCAAGGAAACUUGUUCCAGGACCUGUACUGCGAACCUCUAACUUGUGACGCACUCCAUCACCCGGGUGCUGUGCUGAGCUCUGGGCCUGCUCAGUAGCACUGUCCUGCACCCUCGCCAAGGGGAUCGAAAGCCACCUGUCCUUUCAGUGCUAGACACUGAAUGUUUGAGGACUGUUCUCACAAAUAGGAGUGUGUGUGUGUGCGCGCGCGCAUGCGCGCGCAUUGGACCUACUAACGCGUUUUGCAAGUGGCUCUGAUGGAGUGGACCAAAGAAGACCGGCUCCUCCUGGGUCUGAAGCCUCCGGACCGCAGCUCGCAGUUUAGUGCCUCUUGCCUCGUUCAGUAUUUCUGCCGCCCCGACUUCCCUCCGACCUCUCCUGCACCUGCCGCCUCAGGCCCGCGUACCCUAGUCCUUGCUUUGCCCUGGCCCAGUGGGAGGAGUGGAGACCAGAGGGUAUUCCCAGUAAUCAGUCACAAGCAUGGCCAAAUGGGUGCCCGUGCUAGGCUGGUGGAGAGAAGUUUUUCAUUACGGGGAUAAGAAAGGGCCCUCCAUGUUUUCAUUGGUUAAUGAAUUAUGACCCAUGUGCACAUAGAUCAAAUGUCAGUGGGAGAAAAAUUGCAGUGGUAGUUAAAGGUCUGAACCGAAACCUCCCACCAAUGAAACUCUACUUCUGUUGUAUCUUUUGAAUUCAAUUCUGCAUCCAACUUGGGGAUCGGGGGUGGGAAGCUUCUUUCCGUAUUGAGCGUACUAGCUCAUUUAAACUGCACCAUGCAAAAAUGCAUUACCAGAAAACGUCAGUAGCCUCCCGUCUGCGGGCAGAGCAGCGCUGUGCUCUGGGGAGGGGUUGUAGACAACCAUAUCGUGGAGCGGGUUCCCCGACUCCACUCCCGGCAGAAGACUCCAGCUGGAGGGAUGGGCCGUGGGGCAACCUGGUUCUCCUAACUGCCAAAUCUAUUCUAUAGGCUACAAUGGCCUCUCCGUUUUUUUAAAAACCAGGCUCAGCAUGCUUGUCCUCGGCACGUCCAGGCCACCGUGCAGGACAUCCGCGUUCUCUGCUUGAACCCCACUCUGCACCGCACAUAAAAAUUCCACUUGUUAACGCAGCCAAAGGAACAGAGAUUGUUCCCUCUAGGGAAGGACUCCCACAGCUGGCAAACUUUCCUGGCACGUACCCCAAGGGCUCCAUUUUUGAGGGUUGGGCCUACUUGCAAUUCCUUAAGCACACACCGAUUGCAUGAAGCAAAAGAGGCCUCUGGCAACAUGAAAGUCAGUGCUUCCUUUCCGGCUUCUCCCAGGAGAGCCAGGAUACCAUUUAGUCUUCCUGUGUGGUGUAAGAGGAGACGUGAAGAUCAUUUGGGAACUUGUACAGCCCGCUGUGCACCCACAUUUUGGUUUGGGUUAGUUAGGAAAUGUUCUUCAUGUGACUCGUUCAAUAACUAGCAGUAAACUGCCUGUUCUGUGCAACCUCACGCAGAAGAGCCAGAGUUCAUGGGCACUGUGGCCCGCACUCCCCGUGCAGCUCACGUUCUCAGUCUGGUUGUGCCCAUCAAGUCUACCUAGAGAAGUCUUGCUGGAAAUGUUUAUAAAACUUUCACCUAAUUUCUUUACACUUGAAAGCAAACACCUUUUUCUAAAGAAUUGCUUCUCAGAUGAUUAUAUCAAAUAUAUACGCUUUUGCAAGUUAAAAAAAAAAAUUCAAAUUCACUACUUUUGACUAGGUAGGUCUUUCUAAAAAUUCUUUCAAAAAGCUUGGUGUUAGCGUCCUGCGCGUCAAAGGGGCAGGUGAGCCCUCUCUCUGUCAGGAAAGAUGGUGGAAGGAAAGGAACUCCGUGUCGUCCCCCCUUCUGUGUCCUCUGAGGCAAGCUCGAUUUUUAGAUCACGUCUUCUGCAUUCCUGGUCACGGUUCAGUCUACACUUCCUCGGCCAGCCUUGACCUUCUUGAUCUUUGAAAUUGUUUUCUUUUGAUAAACCAAGUGUUUGUGAGUAAGCCCCUACAACUCACUCAUUAGUACUCCCUUUUGAAGAAUGUUCUCUUAAAAAAAGAUGAUUUCAGGCUUGAGAUUUACAGUUGACGCCACCUUAAGAGUGUAAUGUACGUUAAGGAAACUACCCGACUGUGUCGUAAUGAAAGAAAGCAAAACGUUGACUUUGGCCUUUAAAAAAAAAAAAUCGCUUUCCAUUUGUUGCCCAGGAAGCAAUGAGGAGAUGGUGAUGGAUAUGCUUUGCAUGUGGAUUUUUGUGUUUUCAUUUGGGCAAAUGUAACUUAUGGCAAACUCAGAAAGGGGGAGGUGGUCCGUUUAAGCUGAAAGAAACUUUCGAAACAAUGUAUGCAGACACAACAAAAUCGAAUCCAACAUUUUCUGACGCUUGAUGUAAUCGACUGGCAAUUGUUAUCAUUAAAUAAAAUUCUUCCCCAAAGUGUCUUUCUCAAGAGUGAAGAUCCCAUGAGUCACUUUUGGAACCUAUUCACCAAAGGUAGCAGGAGACAAUACUAUUUACGCCAACAUCCAGAAAGGUGGUGAGCCACUUGAUGAUGGUCUAUGCCCAUGUUUCUUUAUCCUGUGGAAGAGAAAACAGUUGUCCACGAUAUCGAUGUUCCUCUUGGGUUCCGUGUACAGACCCGUCCGGUAACAAAUGCGUGUGGUUUCUGUGAGUGGCAGACAAAUCUCUUACCAUCCUUUCCUUUUGAGUUUGGUUUAAUGGAGUUUGUUUUUUUUUUUGCAAGUGUCAAAAGACGUCCAGUUCUUCCUGCCCUCCCCUUUCAGAAAUAUGAAAGUGAAUAUUUGGAAGAGCUGCUGUUGGAAAGAUGUGUCGUGUCCCCCGUGAAAGUGAGUGGGUGUCCGUCUGUGCCCCGAAUACCACAUACUAGUAUGCAGAGGCAGGGGCGGCCAGCUGGCCCCACGUCGCUGUGCUUUAUGGCCCCGACCUGCCCCACGCUCCUGUCGCAAGCAGCACUUGCCGCUUCCCUGCCCCAUACUCUGUGUCACUGUUGUGCACUCGCCACUCAGUGAAUAAAGUGUGUGCUUUAUUCUGUUCAUAAA